AUCGACGCUUCAACGGUGCGUGGCCUCGUUUCCAUGGCAGAUAUGAUUCACUUUCUUUGUUAGAAAGACUGAAAAGGUGAAGCAAAGGUGUCCAAAAAACGCCAUGUUUUAUCAUCCAAUUGUUUAAUCCAGUCUUCAUUAAGUGAAAUGUAGUCAUCUACAUUUAAUAAUGCGUAAAUUCAGUAGGAGAAGCAGAGUACUUUGGUACGAAUUCUGUGGUUGUUGUUGAUAGUUUAGAACGCAUGGCUGAGUUUCAAAACCAACCGCCUGGCAGAUCAAGAACUUGUAGCUCUGCUUUCAAUGAUGACACGCUAUCAGAUGUGUCUACUAGCAAAGACAUGAGUGAUGCUUUACGUAGAGUUCAUGGUAAGGAAGCUUACGAGACUUACAAAAGAUUACAGUCUGACUAUGACGAGCUCCUCACUAAAUAUGCACAAGCUGAAAACACCAUUGAUCAACUUAGAAUUGGAGCAAAACUAAACUUAUAUAGUGAUCUUCCUCCUCCUCAAAAAAGCUCAUUUGUAACUGURUCUGGAGGGAAACAGCCACACGUGUUUAACUUUCAAAGACCAAGCCAAGCAACUCUUAGUUCACCCGCAAGUAACGUAGUAACAGUCCAGUCGAAUGGAACGAACAACCGAAGCAGUCCGGAAUCGGACAAAAUAGAAUCGGAUUUGCUGACACCACAAGUGCGAGCGGAAGGAAUAAGAGCAGCUUUAAUGUUCAAAAUACCAACUUUACAAGAAAAUGUAGAAGAUUUACAAGGGCACGUAACAGAUGGGCAAUGGGGACAGAAUGAAUUACUAGAACUACARGAUGUGUGUAAUCAACUAGCGCGGCAACAUGAGCACAURAAACACGAACUCAUACAAGCCAAACAACUAGAACAAGACAGCACGGGUAUUGACGGGAACUUAAGUUCUGAUGUUGGUGAUUUYCUUCAUGAAGAUGACCUUGAAGGCCAGUUAUACAGAUUAGGAUUACGAUUAGAUGAAAUUAAUGAACAAAUUGAUCAGAAUUUACACCAUUUUUCUAAUGAUAGUGAUUCAACAGUCACAAACAGAAUAUCAAGUCUACCUAAAGAGCCUGCCAAACAAGAGCAAAUGGAUCCAGAACUGAGUGAUUUAAUGAGGAGGUUAAGAGAUGUGAAAGAAUCUGCUAAAAAUGAUGAUGCUUUAUCAAGGAGCGCUAACAGCCUAGCAGACGUGGAAGACUUAGAAUACAACGAAGCAAAUGGGGUUCAGAGAGGACAAGAUGAUUUUACUUUAGGUAAAUGAUGAAACUUCUGUWCAGCCUAUCGAAUGAUAUUCUUGUUGUGAAAUUUUGAUUAAAAAAGAAUAAAAUUAUUGAACAAAAGAUAUAAUGAGAAGCAAAAUGAGGAUUCAGUUAAAACGGAAAUGGUAAGAAAAUGCAUACAAAAAAGAGUUUAAGCUGUUACAAUAAAUUCAAAACAAAUUAAGGGAAAACAACAAAAAGAGGAUGUAUGUUAAAACACAGAACAAAGCAGUGGGAAUUAGUGAAUAAGUUAGUUUAACCACGGCGACAAYUUUCYUUUUUUAUCCRUGUAGGUUGUUUGACUUAAUUAAAGUAAUCGUGUAUAUUUUAUAAGAAAA
Exaiptasia diaphana is the source of this 1613-nucleotide messenger RNA. RefSeq names its product AT-hook-containing transcription factor. Gene Ontology annotation, cellular component: centrosome. The transcript has 6 exons. The record is from RefSeq and is a predicted model, not a curated record. Bases 243 to 1277 code for a protein of 344 amino acids. Gene Ontology annotation, biological process: epithelial to mesenchymal transition; neuroblast delamination; neuroblast division in subventricular zone. Lineage: Eukaryota; Metazoa; Cnidaria; Anthozoa; Actiniaria; Aiptasiidae.